Synchiropus splendidus (mandarinfish) is the source of this 3245-nucleotide messenger RNA. It is a transcript of the gene ccnd1, whose product is annotated as cyclin D1. The transcript is spliced from 5 exons. Gene Ontology annotation, biological process: mitotic cell cycle phase transition; regulation of cyclin-dependent protein serine/threonine kinase activity; positive regulation of G1/S transition of mitotic cell cycle. NCBI's taxonomy places the organism in Eukaryota, Metazoa, Chordata, Actinopteri, Syngnathiformes, Callionymidae. The record is from RefSeq and is a predicted model, not a curated record. Gene Ontology annotation, molecular function: cyclin-dependent protein serine/threonine kinase regulator activity. The coding region runs from base 190 to 1068 and encodes 292 amino acids. Gene Ontology annotation, cellular component: nucleus; cyclin-dependent protein kinase holoenzyme complex; cytoplasm.
AGAAGGCUCGCGCACACCGGAGGAGCAGCAGCAGGCAGAGGAGACGGCUGGGACGGAGAAGCAACACUCAAACUUUUAGCUUGAACAUUUGCGUCUGCCGCCGGCUUUUCUCGCCGUCAGACCGCGGCUCGCUCCCCGACGCCUCUCCCAAUCCGAGCCGACGCUUCAGCAUUCGAGCACACGAAAAGCAUGGAGGAGCAGCUGCUGUGUUGCGAGGUGGAGUCCAUCAGGAGAGCCUACCAGGACAUCAACCUGCUCAACGACCGCGUCCUGCACACCAUGUUGAAGGCGGAGGAAAACUACCUGCCGUCGCCGAACUACUUCAAGUGUGUUCAGAAAGAAAUUGUGCCCAAAAUGAGGAAAAUAGUUGCCACCUGGAUGUUAGAGGUCUGUGAGGAGCAGAAAUGUGAGGAGGAGGUUUUUCCACUGGCAAUGAAUUAUUUGGACAGAUUUCUAUCCGUGGAGGCCACCAGGAAAACAAGACUGCAGUUGCUGGGAGCCACAUGCAUGUUUCUAGCAUCUAAGAUGAAGGAGACUGUCCCGUUGACGGCGGAGAAACUUUGUAUCUACACUGACAACUCGGUCCAGCCUGGAGAAUUGCUGCAAAUGGAGCUGCUCGUUCUCAGCAAGCUGAAGUGGGAUCUGGCUUCGGUCACUCCACACGACUUCAUUGAACACUUCCUAUCCAAGCUCACCAUCCACCCGUCGACCAAGCAGAUCCUUCGAAAGCACGCACAGACCUUUGUGGCCCUUUGUGCCACAGAUGUCAACUUCAUUGCCAGUCCUCCGUCCAUGGUGGCAGCGGGUAGCGUGGUGGCCGCUGUCCAGGGUCUUUACUUGAAGAGCCAAGAUCCCUCCUUGUCCUCCCAGAAUCUCACAAACUUCCUGUCGCAGGUCAUCCGGAGUGACCCGGACUGUUUGAGGUCAUGUCAGGAGCAGAUCGAGUCACUGCUGGAGUCUAGUCUGCGGCAGGCUCAGCAGCACAGCAGCUCCCUGGAAACCAAGCGCGUGGACGAGGACGUGGAUCUGUCCUGCACGCCGACAGACGUCAGAGACAUCAACAUCUGAGAUGUUUGACAUCUCAUCGUAAUUGCACAGUGUCCUGACUGACUGAUCGCAAGUCUUGGAUGGAGUACUUUUAAAGGAGGAUCAGGGACGGUGUGCUGGCCCCUCCUCCCACACGGGCCUCUGUCAUGGCCGACACGCCACUCCCAUGCCUGCUGGUUGCUACAGCUGCCAAGACGGGACAUAGCGCCUGACCGCCCGCCCACCACCAACCCCAAUCACAUGUCCUGCCUCUGGCUCCGCCCCCAUCACGGGAGGUUAACAUGACAGAAUGUAAGAAAGAGGCUGAAUAUUGACAGCUGGAUUGAGGCCGCAAAAUGGACUCUUCAAAUCGUACUUUCUUUAACAACUCCCUCUUCAAAAAUCCAAGUAGGAAUCUUAAAAUUACUCGGACUCAGCUUGCUUACACAGCAUGCUAGUGGGUCGAGCGGCUUUUUGUUGAAUUUCUCAUCUUUUGUAUGUAGAAUAUUUUAGAUCCUGCGUUCGUGCUGUGGCGCUGUCAUAUAUCCCUACACGCUUAUGUUUAGUCACUUUGUUAUCUUUCAUCUUCAGUCUCUUAGUUUCCUCCCUUUUUGUCCGUGUGAAACUUUAAAAUUGAAAAAAAAAAUAGUGUUAAAGCAUUCGCUUAAGCCAUGUCCACUAUCGAUCUUUAGCUUGAGUUGACGCACAGCUACUAGUUUUUACCGUUUGCCAUUCCAACUAUGUUGUCUGAAAAAAGCACUUUUGGUCAGCGCUGCUGACUUCUCUGAAUAGACCACAGUGAUAGCAACAUAUGAGCGGGGCGUUGGGCAGGAGGAGGGUGAGCAAGUAGGUGCACCAGGUGGGACAGUAAAUGACCAGUUCGGGAGAAAUAUUUAAGACUGAAUGCUGCUCCACACUGUUGUAAGUCUCAUGGUGGCUUCAACUUAGCUGCUAUAAGCCUCAGAUUUUGGACAAACAUUUUUUUUUCUUCAGUAAUCACAUAAUCUGAGUUCAUUAUCUGGAGCUCUGAAGGUAUUAUAGUUCAGAUGUAUUUUUAUUUUUUAGAAAGAAAAAAAAACAUAUUUUUCUACUAACAGACUCCAAAUAUCUUUGAACUGUUGAGAAGAUUUCUGUUGUGUGUCGACGCAAAACUUUCCUCUGAGGACCGGUGCUUCACCACUCGCAAGGGCCGAUGGAGCUCAACAAAAAAGGAGAAGCAUUGAGAUGAGAGAUUUUGCACAAAGAUGUGGGCGACGUUUCUUGGGGGAAGCUUGGCGGCUGGCAGGAGUAGAAUGCCUGUGAUGGCAGUGUUAGUGGCAAAAAGGGUGAGGACUCGAGUCCGGUUCAGGGUUCCUACACAGGACGGAGAGGCACCUGCUGUCCAUUUCACUCUCUAUUCACUUUAACACAUGAAGAUUGGUCGACGAUUGUCCACUGUGUUGGAACCCUGUCCAUUUAGGUUUCUGAGAAGAGGAAAACACUCCCUGAAUUCCGCUGCUAUGAAAAAAAAAAAGAAUCCCAGCUAUGUGGUUUUUUUUUUUAAAGGAAAAUAGGAUGUCAAAAAUCGUAAAGGAUUAAAAACAAUGCUUUUCUCCUGAUAUUUGCUGCUACAUUUUGUAUUUUUAAUGAUUAUAAAUGUCAAUGUACUGCCAAUCUAGGUUUGAAUUUUCUCAUAGAAAAUUGUUAUUGACAUGAACUCAUUUGUUAUUUUGAUGUAGAUUUUAUGUGAUCAGUUCUGUUGACGAUGAUCAUUCUCUGUACUAUUCCAAAAAAAUAAGGAAAAAUGGAGACGAUGUACUGAAUUCUUUGAUCCACAAUACCUCAUGUGACAGUCAACAUCUAUCUCUACAUUUGUAUUUGUAUUGCUCUUAUUCUAUUCAACUUCUUGGGUCAGUGGCCGCAAGUUCUGCAAGUCCAAGGCAUGCUGUGAUACUGGUGCCAUAACAGAAAUGGGAUAUGUAUAACUCUGUUGAGUGUUAAGCUGUCUCCGUGAAAGAGACUUUUAUCCCCCUCUCGGCCCGUGGUGGCCUUCCUCCUUUCUCCUAUAUAUAUUUAUAAAUAUAUAUAUAAAACACAAGCUUUUUGCUCCAUGUUUCAAACUGUCAGUGAGUUUUGUAAAUAGUGUUAUGAUCUGUAAGCCAUAGACUUUUUUUUUUUUUUUUUUUACAAAUCAUUCCACACACUUGUGUCAACUUCAUGUCCGCUGCCCUGCAGCUGGA